Dalotia coriaria is the source of this 543-nucleotide messenger RNA. RefSeq names its product tRNA methyltransferase subunit 11-2 (gene Trmt112). Gene Ontology annotation, biological process: peptidyl-glutamine methylation; tRNA methylation; rRNA (guanine-N7)-methylation. The record is from RefSeq and is a predicted model, not a curated record. The transcript is spliced from 2 exons. Gene Ontology annotation, molecular function: protein heterodimerization activity. The coding region runs from base 142 to 516 and encodes 124 amino acids. Lineage: Eukaryota; Metazoa; Arthropoda; Insecta; Coleoptera; Staphylinidae.
CUUAGAUAAUAACCGCAUGUGAAAUGUGAAACAAAUGUCGCCUGCACAAAUCGGCUAAACUGCAAAUCCAAAUCGCAAAACAAAAUUAUAAGUGAAAUAAGUGGUGAAUCCGGACGGAAAUUAAUCUCAAAAACAAACAAAAUGAAACUCCUCACACACAAUAUGCUGUCAUCAAAAGCAAUGAAAGGAGUACAAGUUGGCUAUCCACUAGAAUUGCAUGCAACAGAUAUAAAAGUAACCGAGCUCGACUUCAACUCGGAGUUCAUCAGCCGCAUCAUUCCGAAACUCGACUGGCCUGUGCUGGUUAAAGCAGCUGGCGCCAUUGGCAAAGUCAAUGAGCUGCCAGCUGCAAUCACACAGGAUCUCGAGAAUGACACAGAAUUCCUCAAAAAAGUACAUCAUGUACUCUUAGAAGUAGAAGUCGUCAACGGCGAGUUGGUGUGUCCGGAAACGGGUAGGAAAUUUCCAAUCAGUAAUGGUAUACCAAACAUGUUACUUAAUGAAGAUGAAGUUUAAAAAAUAUGAAAAAAAAAAUGUACAGAA